Octodon degus (degu) is the source of this 2738-nucleotide messenger RNA. It is a transcript of the gene Pde4c, whose product is annotated as phosphodiesterase 4C. The transcript is spliced from 18 exons. Lineage: Eukaryota; Metazoa; Chordata; Mammalia; Rodentia; Octodontidae. Gene Ontology annotation, biological process: signal transduction. The record is from RefSeq and is a predicted model, not a curated record. The coding region runs from base 421 to 2427 and encodes 668 amino acids. Gene Ontology annotation, molecular function: 3',5'-cyclic-AMP phosphodiesterase activity. Gene Ontology annotation, cellular component: nucleus; cytosol; perinuclear region of cytoplasm.
AUCUCGUGGGCCAGGUGGUGCACUGCGAGUGACACAUUAACUAGAGACUUCUGGAGACAUGACAUCCCUGCCCCCCACCUCGUCCUGGGGUCCAGGCUCCUGCUGCAGGCCCCCGCCUCCAGCUCGGUGACAAGGUUGGACCAGAGAGGGUUGUCAACCUGCCUAGCUGGCACAGCCCCGAGGCCGGCUUUCCUUUCCUGGAGCCCCAGGGCCAUCCCAGAUUCCUGAGGCUGUUUGGUUUGUCUGGGGCUCUGCUCAGAGCGCAGGUUCUUGGGCAGAUCCGGAGUCCUUUGUCAGAGGGGGGGACCCUAAGAGACCUCUUGGCUCUCAGCCUAACUCCCCUCCAGUACUAGGGAGGUCACAGGACAUGGCAGGGGACAACAGUGACAGCAGGGGAGGCCAAACCUGCCCGCCCACCUCAUGAGCUGGGGCCAUGCUACCAAGAUGAGGCGCAGCAAGACAUCACUGUCCUUCCUGCUGAGCGAGAGGGUCCGGGAGCCUGCGGACUUGGGUUUAGCCUCUGUGAGUCCCCCCAGGGUCGGUGUCAUUCAGAGGCACUUCUCAGGGAGCCUGCUGCUGCCCCCGCUGUGGAGCCACCCAGGAGCCCCUGGGGAGGUGGAGACCAGCGCCCCUGUGGUGUUCACCCUCGGAGCCCGUGGGACGGACAGAAGCCAGGGCUUGGCACCAGGCAGCUUUGACUUGGACAAUGGGCCUUCGUGUGGCAGGGCCGCACAGGCCCCCGGCUCACACAGCCAGCGGCGAGAGUCCUUCCUGUACCGAUCGGACAGCGACUAUGAGCUGUCGCCGAAGGCCAUGUCUCGGAACUCCUCCACUGGCAGCGACCUACACGGAGAAGACCUGAUUGUGACGCCCUUUGCCCAGGUCCUGGCCAGUCUGCGGACCGUGCGCAGCAACAUGGCUUCACUCACCCAGGGCCAAGGCAGCAGGGCAGUCGGGUCAGCGUCUGUCUCCAGCCCUCCAGUUAGCAGCCAGCUCCCUCCAGCUGCAGAGGAUGCGGCGCAGAUGCUGGCGCUGGAGACGCUGGCGGAGCUGGACUGGUGCCUGGACCAGCUGGAGGCGCUGCACACGCGGCAUUCGGUGGGCGACAUGGCCUCCACCAAGUUCAAGCGCAUGCUGAACCGAGAGCUGACCCACCUGUCGGAAACCAGCCGCUCUGGGAACCAGGUGUCCGAGUACAUCUCCCGGACCUUCCUGGACCAGCACGCAGAUGUGGAGCUGCCCCCGAGGCCUCUGUCCGAGAUCCCAGCCCUUGGCGGGCUCACCCGGCCUGGCCUGUCUUCAGCGGCUGUCCCGCGCUUUGGGGUAGAGACGGACCAGGAGGGGCAGCUAGCAAAGGAGCUGGAAGACACCAGCAAGUGGGGCCUUGACGUGUUCAGGGUGGCCGAGCUAAGUGGGAACCGGCCCCUGACGGCCAUCCUGUUCAGCAUCUUCCAGGAGCGGGACCUGCUGAAGACAUUCCAGAUCCCAGCUGACACACUGGCCACCUACCUGCUGACGCUGGAGGCUCACUACCAUGUGGAUGUGGCCUAUCACAACAGCCUGCACGCUGCCGAUGUGGCGCAGUCCGCGCAUGUACUACUGGCCAUGCCCGCGCUUCAGGCGGUGUUCACAGACCUGGAGGUCCUGGCCGCCCUCUUCGCCAGCGCUAUCCAUGAUGUGGACCACCCCGGGGUCUCCAACCAGUUUCUGAUCAACACCAAGUCAGAGCUGGCGCUGAUGUACAACGACAUCUCCGUGCUGGAGAACCACCACCUGGCGGUGGGCUUCAAGCUGCUGCAGGGUGAGAACUGCGACAUUUUCCAAAACCUCAGCGCCAAGCAGUGGCUGAGCCUGCGCAGGAUGGCGAUCGACAUGGUGCUGGCCACCGACAUGUCCAAGCACAUGAACCUGCUGGCUGACCUCAAGACCAUGGUGGAGACCAAGAAGGUGACGAGCCUCGGCGUCCUGCUGCUGGACACCUACGCAGACCGCAUCCAGGUCCUGCAGAACCUGGUCCAUUGUGCAGACCUGAGCAACCCCACAAAACCGCUGCCCCUCUACCGCCGGUGGACGGACCGCAUCAUGGCGGAGUUCUUCCGGCAGGGGGACCGGGAGCGCCAGUCGGGUUUGGACGUCAGCCCCAUGUGCGACAAGCACACGGCCUCGGUGGAAAAGUCCCAGGUGGGCUUCAUCGACUACAUUGCCCACCCUCUGUGGGAGACGUGGGCUGACCUGGUGCACCCUGAUGCUCAGGACCUGCUGGACACGCUGGAGGAUAACAGGUCAUGGUACCACAGCAGGGUUCCCCGGAGCCCCUUGGACUCUGUGGGCUCUGAGCGGGGGACCCCCUCCAGGUUCCAGUUUGAGCUGACUCUGGAGGAAACGGAGGAGGAAGCAGCGGUGGCCCCAGAUGCCCCAAGCACUUAGCUUGUGUCCCCCGCCCCAGCGAGGACCUGGGCCCCUCUGGGCCCCUGGAGCUUCUAGGGAACUGAGCCUGCCCCAGAGGGGAUUGGGAAGCCCCAGGACCCCUCCUCUGUCAGCCCUGGCUGAGUCUUCUGGGCCAGCGGCCCAGGCAGCCACCGCAGUCGCCACCCUGCUUCCAUUUUACUUCCCUUUGGUAUUUUGGGAUCUGAGCCCAAGGCUUGCACAGUGAGCUCAACCCCGGCCCGCUUUUUUGUCGUCUUGAGAUGCGGGUCUCCCUAAACUGCAGAGUUGGUGGGUUAGAUUUACAUGUGGGA